This is a messenger RNA of Ostertagia ostertagi, 477 nucleotides long. The record is from the annotation of a GenBank genome assembly. Lineage: Eukaryota; Metazoa; Nematoda; Chromadorea; Rhabditida; Trichostrongylidae.
AUGAUGUCUGUAGUUUCUACCGCUUUACUGCCAACUGCUGCCUACCUGGGCCUUCGCUAUCUCUUGGUCUUUCGAUUCAUACAGGGUUUAGCGUACUCCGCUGACUUUGCAGCAAUUGGGAUUCUUUGUGUGCGUUGGGCGCCGCUUUCGCAAAUGGGUCUCUUCAUUAGUGCUCUGACAAGCUUCACCUCCGUCUCUGUUAUCGUUACAGAUCCCUUGACCGCUUGGCUAUGCGAUUCGACGCUUGGAUGGCGGUCAUCCUUUUAUCUCCAUGCAGCUUUUGGGUUUGUCGUCUUCACGCUGUGGGCCAUAUUCUAUGUUGACGAUCCACAUUUACAUCCGAAUCAAAUCAUCACUAACGAAGUCGUCUUGGUAGUAUGGUUUAACGCAUUUGUGGAACUGGUGAGCAUAACCAUGCUCUACGUAUACGCUCCAACAUAUUUCAACUCUGCUUUAGGAUUCGACGUUUCCUCCACA